Ichthyophthirius multifiliis is the source of this 342-nucleotide messenger RNA. RefSeq lists its product as hypothetical. Gene Ontology annotation, molecular function: acyl binding; acyl carrier activity. The transcript has 2 exons. Gene Ontology annotation, biological process: fatty acid biosynthetic process. Gene Ontology annotation, cellular component: mitochondrion. NCBI's taxonomy places the organism in Eukaryota, Ciliophora, Oligohymenophorea, Hymenostomatida. The record is from RefSeq and is a predicted model, not a curated record.
AAAAGAGACUUAUUAAACGAAAAAGAUCGUAUUAGAGAGCCCGUAAAUUCUUAAUCGUUUUAAAACAUGCCUUAACAACAUGACAAUUAUGUUUAUAUAGAAAAACAAGAAAUAGAAAGCAGAAUAUUAAAAGUAUUAACUAAUUUCGAAUAAGUGAAUUUAAAGACAUUUUAAUGGAAUUAAGAUUUUAAAUAAUUAUAAUUAGAUAGUUUAGAUUAAAUUUCUUUAAUAGUUCUUAUAGAACAUGAAUUUAAAAUAGUUUUUCCAGACGGACUUUUUGAAGGCUUUACUAAUAUUGAAUAAAUAGUUAAACAUAUAGAAAAAAAUUCAAAUGCAAUUUGA